GCAGACACGCCCACUAGCCAACCAGACGAGCCACGUGCAGAUAAGCCACGCCCAUUACCAAUCGUAACGGUUCACGUGCGCUAGGCUCGCCCAGCAGCCAACCGUAUUGUUUCCUUACCGUGCAAGCGCAGAAACGCUUCCGCGGGACCCUGUAUCUCAGUGCGCCGCGCGCUGAACGCCGGUUUCACAGCAAGCCGAACCGGAGCAGCAACCUACUGGAAGAAAAGCCAACUACCACAUCAGGCACCCGGGGUUCGGCCCCUGGUGACAACAUUUCAGACCAUAGCAGCCAAAUGGACCAGACCCAUCAGUUCCCCACGCGUCGAUCAGCAGCCGGUCAGUCCCGACACUUAUUUUUAACAAGACUUGGUAUAGCAGCUUGUAAGUAUGCAGGUAGCGUUGAUCCUGACAAUGUUCGCUGUCAUGCGGAUUAUGUGAAACUAAAUAAGCUACCAACCGAAUGCACAGCUUUAGCUUAUGAUGGAAUAAAAAUUGAUGACAAAUUUUUAUUUAGACCUACCUAUUUUUCAAGGGAUUUAGUUGAUCCUGAAAAUACUUUAAUUGAAGCUCAAAAAUUGAAAGAACUUAUAAAAUAUUAUCCUGCAACCGGUUUAAUUCUGAGAGGAAUACAUUAUCAUUAUGAACUUGAUUUAGAUUAUAAUGUUCCUGAAGACUUCUAUGAGAACUUAUCAAAUUAUGUAAUGUCUAUAAAGAACGAAGUACCAAAUUUGUCAAUUGGGUUGUAUUUAAAAGCAAAAAGUAUGAUAUUUUAUAGCAAUACAAGUAAUUCAGCAAGUCCGAAUUGGUUUGAUUUUGAAAUACUAAAUGACGUUAUGGAUUUCUAUCUAUUUGGAUUUGAACAGUUUAAUGAAUGUGAUUUUACUUUUCUAAAUGGUGGAAUAACUCCUUUAGAUUCACCAGAUCCAAUGAAUCCAAACAUUAAUACUUUAGAUAAAUUUGGAGCUGCUUUAAGUAAUUCAAUCAUUCCGAAGGAAAAAAUUUAUUUAGAAUAUUUAAUAAAUCCUUCGGUGAAUAAAAAAGAUGAAAUGAAUUUUUUGAGUUGUGAAGUAUCUUAUAACGAGUUAUAAAUAUUCAUGGUGUGCUGACAAUGAAAAUACAUUCUAUGAUAAAGGUCUAUUUGCUGCCCAAUAUGCAAACGGAAUCGUAGCUAAAGAUAUAGAUUUAGUCGAUCGUGAUUUAAAAUGUGAAUGUGAUGAAGAUAAGUAUGUAACGUUUCAUAUGAUUUUAAAUGGAUUUAUGGGACUAGACAAGAUAAGUUGCAGUAAAAUAAAUGGUACCUAGCUAACUAGCUAAGUAAUUGAAUUAUAUAUUUUUGACUAAUAC
Molecule: messenger RNA, 1344 nt
Organism: Melanaphis sacchari
Lineage: Eukaryota; Metazoa; Arthropoda; Insecta; Hemiptera; Aphididae
Exons: 8
Coding region: 294-1088 (264 amino acids)
Source: RefSeq, a predicted model, not a curated record